Messenger RNA from Alexandromys fortis (reed vole), 4115 nucleotides. RefSeq names its product GRB2 associated regulator of MAPK1 subtype 2 (gene Garem2). Bases 1 to 2637 code for a protein of 878 amino acids. Lineage: Eukaryota; Metazoa; Chordata; Mammalia; Rodentia; Cricetidae. The record is from RefSeq and is a predicted model, not a curated record. The transcript is spliced from 6 exons.
AUGGAGAAGCUGGCGGCCGGGCUGGCCGGGCUGCGCUGGAGCAUGGGUGCUUUCCCGCUCGACCUCAUCGUCAGUCGCUGCCGCCUGCCCACGCUCGCCUGCCUCGGGCCAGGGGAGUACGCUGAGGGCGUCAGUGAGCGCGACAUCCUGCUGAUCCACUCCUGCCGCCAGUGGACGACAGUGACAGCCCACACCCUGGAGGAGGGCCACUACGUCAUUGGGCCCAAGAUUGACAUUCCCCUGCAGUACCCAGGCAAGUUCAAACUCCUGGAGCAGGCUCGGGAUGUCCGGGAGCCGGUGAGAUACUUCAGCAGCGUGGAGGAGGUGGCCAGUGUUUUUCCUGACCGAAUCUUUGUGAUGGAGGCCAUUACCUUCAGCGUCAAGGUGGUGUCUGGCGAGUUCAGCGAGGACAGCGAGGUGUACAACUUCACACUGCACGCGGGCGACGAGCUAACUCUCAUGGGCCAGGCAGAGAUUCUGUGCGCCAAGACCACCAAGGAGCGCUCGCGCUUCACCACGCUCCUGCGCAAGCUGGGCCGCGCUGGGGCCCUGGCCGGAAUGGGUGGCCCCGGGAGUGUGGGGGCCUCUGGGGGUGGCGGCGGGGCCGCGAGGCCCGUCAAAGGCAAGAUGCCCUGUCUCAUCUGCAUGAAUCACCGCACCAACGAAAGCCUGAGCCUGCCCUUCCAGUGCCAGGGCCGCUUCAGCACGCGCAGCCCGUUGGAGCUGCAGAUGCAGGAGGGCGAGCACACGGUGCGCGCCAUCAUCGAGCGCGUGCGGCUGCCAGUGAACGUGCUGGUCCCCAGCCGGCCGCCACGCAACCCCUACGACUUACACCCCGUGCGGGAGGGCCAUUGCUACAAGCUGGUCAGCAUCAUCUCCAAGACGGUGGUGCUGGGCCUGGCGCUGCGCCGCGAGGGUCCGGCGCCGCUGCACUUCCUGCUGCUCACCGACACGCCGCGCUUCGCUCUGCCGCAGGGCCUGCUGGCCGGGGACCCGCGCGUCGAGCGCCUGGUGCGCGACAGUGCCUCCUACUGUCGCGAGCGCUUCGAUCCGGACGAGUACUCUACAGCCGUGCGCGAGGCGCCUGCAGAGCUCGCCGACGACUGCGCCAGCCCGCGCCGCGCGCGCCUCUGCCUGCCUGCGCCGCGCGCCCCUGGAGUCGUCCGCGCGCCCGGACCACCGGGUCGCCUAGGGCCAGCCCUGCCCGCGCUCGGCGACGGCGACCAGGAGUACAUGAGCCCGGAUUGGGCGGGUGCGACGGAACCCGCGGCCUCGUGCGCUGAGAUCCCUUACGAAGAGCUGUGGGUGCACCAACCCCCCGAGAACCUCACCGAUGCCCGUGUCCGGCCGCUGCCAGGGCCGGACCUCAUCUCCUUCGGGACCGUGGGGUCCCCACGUCAUGAGUCCGAGGCACCACCGCCUCCUGUCCCCCCCAAAUCCGAGGCGGUAAAGGAAGAGUGUCGCCUGCUUCAUGCCCCUCCUGUACCUCCUCGGGGCGGCAGCAGCUGCAGCAGGCUCACAGGCAGCCCCCCAGUGCCACCCCGCUUUCCCAAGCUGCAGCCUGUCCACUCACCCAGCUCCAGCCUCUCCUAUUAUUCCUCAGGCCUGCAGGAUGGGGCAGGAUCCCGCAGUGGCAGCGGUUCCCCGUCACCGGAUGCCUACUCCCUCUAUUGUUACCCUUGCACCUGGGGAGAUUGCAAAGCCAGCGAAUCCUCUAGCCGUCCACCCCCAGGACCCAUGCCUUCCACCACCACUCAGCCCAGCCAGGCCUCAAGAGCCCUAGCUGAGCCUCCAAGUGGUCGGACCACCUCCCUUUUAGGGGCUGACACCCCAGUGGUUAAGAACUACCAUGGCUGUCCACCUCUGUUCAAGCCCUCCCACGCCCAGAAGCGCUUUGCUCCAUUUGGUGCGCUCAACCCCUUUUCUGGGCCUGCCCACCCUUCAGGUGCUCCAGUGGCCUCCUCCUCUGGGUCCACAUCCACCUCGGGUGCCCUGGCUACCUCCAGCCCCACACAUUCCCCGGGCCCAGGCCCUCAGGGCCAAGGUUACUCAGCUGCCCUGUCCUCCUCCCUGUCCUCCUCUGAGUGGCAGGAGCCAGCACUGGAACCCUUGGACCCAUUUGAGCUGGGGCAGGCUAGUCCUCCAGAGCUGGAGCUGCUGCGCUGUCAGGAGCCCAGAGCUGUGGGGACACCUGGGUCUGGACCUUGCCUUUCACCACUUGGUCCUCCUAAGGCCUUUGAGCCUGAGGGUUUGGUGCUGAGGCAGGUCCCCGCCUCAUUGUCACCAGCUGCCUUGCAGGGGCCCGAGACAGGAGGGACCCUACUCUUUCUCACCCAAGGGGGCUUGGAAGGGCCUCCUGGCAGUCCCCGGGAGGGAGGCACAGGCACUGGAGUGCGGGAUGCACCCCCCUGGCAGCCACCAGCGGACUUGUCUGCACUCUCCCUGGAAGAGGUCUCGCGCAGCCUGCGCUUCAUUGGGCUCUCCGAGGAUGUGGUGAGCUUCUUUGCCCGAGAACGCAUCGAUGGAAGCAUCUUUGUGCAGCUCAGUGAAGACAUCUUGGCUGAUGACUUCCAUCUCACCAAGCUGCAGGUCAAGAAGAUCAUGCAGUUCAUUAAGGGCUGGAGGCCCAAGAUCUGAACUGUUGGGCCAGCAGCUGCGCAGCCUGAAUGCCAGGAGUGGAGAGGCCCUGGGGUCUCCCAGGGGCAGGGCCUCCCGCAGGAAGAUCUGGGCCAAGACUGGGGCUGCUCUGUGGGUUCUGAGUGUUCCAGGGGAGACACACUGGGACCUGUAGGCCUCUGCAGCCAGACCUUGCAGGAGCAAGUCUUGUUUGUGAAGAAUACUUGGGGAGGGGGCGCUACUCUGCACCUGCCCCAGUGGGGCUUUUGCUGCCAUUCCCACAGCAGGGUAAAGGUGGCGUGUGUGGCAACAGGUGGCAGAACGCCUUCCUGUGCCCCGCUGUAGCCUUUCAGACACCACACACUGCUCGCCCUUUAUGUUCAGGUUAGAGAGCAAGGGAAGAUGGCUCAGAACUCAAGUACAGUUUCCCCAAAGUGCCCUCUCCUUCACGCUCUGUGGGCUUUGGCCUGUGGCUGCUCCAGAGAGUUAGGGGUGUGACUCCCGUCUCUGAAGUGCCCUCUUUCUGUCUGCUCCCAUGAUUAGGCACUUGACCCUUAGCACUGAUGAACCUGCUACAGGCCUAUGCCCAGCACUAGAGUUCCUGCUUUGGUCUUUGCUUUGACGUCAUCACAGCUAUUCGCUGGUUUUCCAUGGGGCAGUCUGAGGACAGUUCCUAGGGGGAGUGGCUGGAUGCAGGCCAGCAGCUCUUCAGUUCUAGAAACAGUGAUCAUACUCCCCACUGUUAGCAUUUCACUUGACAGACACUUGGGGGCCCCCUGGUGUGUCACUGGUACAGGACAGUGUGACUGGGAAAGGGAGGCAGGUGGCUCAGGGAAGCUACCAGCUCAGAGAUCUCUGGGCCCUGCAGUCUCAAGCAUGGUGAUCCAUGUGACACCUAGAGGCCUGGCUAGUGCAGACCCCCCAUUCCUUUCCAGCUCCUCUAACAAGAACCACACACCUUGUGCCCUCUGGUGGGGGUGGGCAGAGGUGGCAGUUUUCUCGUCUGCCUUCCCUGACCUACCUAUUUAUUUCUUGAGUUUCUUUACAAAUAGUUAAGCCCUGCCCACACCCGUGCCAGUCCGAGGGGAACACUGAUGCGGCGCUGUGUCUUCUCACAAUUGAUGGCUCCCGAAGGGGUAGGGGAAGAAAGGAAAGUGUGGGGCCCUGGGUGUUGGCUGAUACUGUUUUGGUGGAGGGCUGUGAAGACUAAGGUCUCUGAGCAGGGGAGGGCUUUGCAAUGGUCUGUAGCCUGCUCUUAAACCUGAGACACACAGCAGCAUCCUCACUCCAGUCUGGAAAACCACACCCUUCCACAAUGUCUUGACCCACUAGUAAUUUUCUUAAAACAUUGGUGUAUUGCCUGCAUGUAUGUCUGUGUGAAGUGUGUGAGGGUGUCAGAUCUUGGAGUUACAGACUAGUGUGGGCUGCCAUGUAGGUACUGGGAAUUGAACCCUGGUCCUCUGGUUCUUAAUUGCUGAGCCAUCUCUCUGCCGCCCCUU